This is a messenger RNA of Thamnophis sirtalis, 459 nucleotides long. Lineage: Eukaryota; Metazoa; Chordata; Lepidosauria; Squamata; Natricidae. The record is from RefSeq and is a predicted model, not a curated record.
AUGGUGGUUUAUGACCGGUACGCCCCGGUACGGAUGUACCAGUACCUGCCGGGAGCACCAGAUACUGUUCCGAUGACACACCUGACCGACGCGGACAGGUCCUCAGAUCCUGCAGAAGAAGAGAGCUCCAAAGAGAACUGUCAGAGCCCAACUCAUGGAGGUGGUAUUUUGAAGUACAGGAGCCGAUCUCAAGGGGCGGCAACGCGUUUAGAGUCUGUGGGAGAGGAUGAUGAGUUGACGGUGGAAAAUGGAGACCUGAAUUAUGAAAUACCAAUGAAAUAUUCCCGGGGAGGCAGAAAGCAUUCCUUGCCGCAGCAUUUGGACACAGGAAGCAGACAGGAAUACCACAUUGUUAAGAAAUCCACUCGUUCACUGAGUGCAGCACAGGUUGAGUACCCCUGGCGACUGACGCAGCCAUCUAUUAUUUCCAACAUUGUUCUGAUGAAGGGGCAGGGCAAG